UGGGUAUAAAAUUUACCUGUUGAGAACGGUGAAUGCUAGUUGUGAAGUAAGUUGUUAAUUGACAUUUAUUUGUGUAUUAAAAUGUGCUAGAAAUGGUCAUAAUGGGAUUUGACAAUAGAUUUAGGGCUUAUAAAGGGAACUGUAUAGGUUUUAUUGGAAACUAUAAUGCUUUUUUAUGGGUUUCUACUCUCUACUGGUAAUGUGUUGGGAUUUAUUAAUCCUGCUGUAAGACCCAAAACUACACAAAUGCUAUUUUAUAAAGGUUUUAAUGUCAAUUCCUUAAUACAGACCCGCACCUGAAGUUCGACAUAAUAAUCCUGUUCAAGUUUGGAAUUCAUGCUUACAAUGUGAAUAGACUCAAUACAUCUUUACUUUCAGCUGGGUGCAAAUUAUGUAUGCAAAACAUAUUAUUUUGGUCCAGAACUGUAACAGGUUAAACAUCAGCCUCAAAAUGGCUAAUAGUGCUUUUGCAUCAUUACACAUUUUAUAACAGCAUGUUAUAUUUCGUAGUUUUAAGACAAGCUAUAGGCAUUCCCUAGAAUCCCUACAAAAUAGAAUUAAAACAUUGUAACGUCUAGUAUGUUUAUGUUAAUGACAUCAGUAUAAUUGGGAUAAUUCAAGCAAAAAUGUAAAUUCUGUCAUCAUCUUUACUCACUCCCUUGUCAUUUCAAAUCUGUAUGACUUUCUUUCUUAAGCAGAACACAAAAGAAGAUAUUUUGGAGAAUGUCGGAAACCAGACAACGAAAGUAUCCAUUGACUUGCAUUGGUUUUGUGUCUAUACAAUAGAAGUGAAUGGGUACCACCGUUUUUACCACCAUUUUCAAUAUAUCUUUUUUAUUCUGCAGAAUAAUGCUAUACAGGUUUGAAAUGACUAAAAGGCUAGUAAGUCAUAACAGGAUUUCAAUUCAAUUUUUCGGUGAACUUUCCCUUUAAGUCACUUGUUGAUGGUAUUAUUUCCUGAUCAUUUCUGUCAGAAGACAGAAUCAUUUCCUGAGCCUGAAAUGAAUUAUUCACAGGACCCGUGUUGAAAUCAUGAAGUGACACCCAAACAUGAGUAACAGCCCACUCACAUACUCAAGAGAGCGAGUGUUCUUCAGUCCAAUGCAGACUUGAUUUUUUAGUGAAAGAAAAUAUUUCUCAAUAUAAUGCUAUUAUACAUUAUAUUUAUAUAUAAUGUAUAAUAUAAAUAUGAAUAGUUGUGAAUCGAUUAUGACUAUAUUGACCUCCAUUUUGAUUGUACACACCAUAUCUGUAGUAGCAGCAUGAUUGUUUCCGUAACGGGAACACAUUGUAAGAACAAAAGACAUUUAAGCGUCACAAAUAAACCUUAACCCCAUGAAACAUUUCAGAUAGAAGGCAGGAAGUCUUCCAGAAUUCAAAGCACAGAAUACACUCAAACACAGGGGGUCUCAUUUCCAUUUUAAUCAGCUUUUAAACAGAAAGAAGGCAGCUUAAGUCAUUACACCCGCAUACAAUUCACAAAAAGAACAUAAAAAUCAACAACGUUUGCUCUUGCUUGUUGUUUAUGCGGGUGUGUAGGAUCUGUAAAAAGACACGAGAAGCAUAAGAGCAUCCGGCCUGACCCAUAAUGGGUGUUUCUUUCCCUCAGUGUGACCAGGCAUCGCUCCAGUGUGUAUUGGUGAGGAAGUUAGCCGAUGACAAAGAGCUCAGAGGAAGGAUCGUGGAAACCGAGGCAUAUUUAGGUGGGGAGGACAAGGCGUCCCACUCGGCAGGAGGAAAACGUACAGAGAGGAACACCGCCAUGUUCAUGGAGCCUGGAACCAUCUAUGUCUAUCCCAUCUACGGCAUGUACCUCUGCAUGAACGUGUCGAGCAGAGGGGAGGGGGCGGCGGUGCUUCUGCGCUCAUUGGAGCCUCUGAGCGGUCAGGACGUCAUGAGGGGCCUGCGAGCAGCCAAACGCAAGGAAGGAGCCAAAACCCUUAAGGACAAAGAACUGUGCAACGGCCCAUCCAAGUUGUGCCAAGCACUAGAUAUACAGCGCUGCUUUGACCGCAGGGAUCUGGCCACCGAUACAGACGUGUGGCUUGAGAGGGAACCAGAAGACGACUCUGUUUGUGACAGAGAGGUGGUGUCUGCCCCGCGGAUCGGAGUCGAGUCGCAUGGGGAAUGGGCUAUGAAACCACUGCGCUUCUAUUUGAGAGGCCACCCGUGUGUGAGCGUGCUGAACAGAGACGCAGAGCGUCAGAUGGGCUCACAGUCUUGCACAGACUCGUCUGUUUUGGGACUUUGCAAGACGGAAAGGACAGUCUAAUAAUUUUUCAACAGUUCCGAGUGUGUGUUUUUGCUUAAUAAAAACAUGGUUUUUAAUUAAAA
Molecule: messenger RNA, 2334 nt
Organism: Triplophysa rosa
Lineage: Eukaryota; Metazoa; Chordata; Actinopteri; Cypriniformes; Nemacheilidae
Gene: mpg
Product: N-methylpurine DNA glycosylase
Exons: 3
Coding region: 1589-2272 (227 amino acids)
Biological process (GO): base-excision repair
Molecular function (GO): DNA binding; alkylbase DNA N-glycosylase activity
Source: RefSeq, a predicted model, not a curated record